AUGUACCCAAUGGAAUUCAAUGGCAUCCCUCGCCAUGGCUACUUCUUUCCAGUGAAGCUGGAGAGGCCUCCAACACACUCAUCUUCCAUGACUUUACAAUCAAAGAAGAAGAGGUCAGUGUCAGUUUCCAUCAUCGCUUCUCCUCCCUUAGUAGUUACAACACCAGUCAUCGCUGCUUUGGUUCCAAGAAUGUUGGAAGGCACUGCAGCUCUUUCCUACAUUGGCGACCUCAAGUACAUUAAUAUUAUGGCAUGGUAUGAUCUCCCCAUAGAUCUCCUUCGUUGCAUCUCAUCACACUUGUCCAUUGUAGACUUAGUCCGAUUAUCUAUUGUUUGCACCUCAUGGAAUUUCACUCUUGCCAACUAUGCACUCCUUGGAUUUCAAUGUCGUCCCUCAACAUGGUUGCUCCUUUCAAAUGAUGUUGGAGAGGCCUCCGGCACACUCACCUUCUGCGAACUAACCAUAGAAAGAGAAGAAGCUAUCGUCAGCUUCCAUCAUCGUUUCUCCUCCAUCGGUAGCAACACCUUUGGCCGCCGUUGUUUUGGCUCCAAGGAUGGAUGGCUUGUGACCCUUGACAAAAUAGAUCUACAACCUCGACUCUUCAACCCUAUAACGAAGGCUGAAAUAUCGCUCCCAUCACUUUUCACCUUGAUCGAGCCACAAUAUGCCCCUGACGGCUCCAUCAGGAUUUAUUACAAUGAAAUUUUCUUAGACUUUACACCUUAUGACUUACGUGAUAUGUUUUUUCAUAAGAUCAUUUUCUCCUCUAAUGACUCCUCUAGAACUGUUGUAGUUAUAUUUGGCAUUACAAAAGCGCUUGCUUUGGCAAGGUCAGAAGAUCUGACUUGGGUUCUCGGGCCACAAUUAUCUCCUUAUAACACGGAGGAAGAGGAGCAAUUUGAAGAUGCUUGCUAUCAUGAAAAUAAUCAAAGAUUUUAUGCAAUCACAAAUUUUUCUAUGGUGCUUUCAUUUGACCUCAAUGGACAAAAUGUUGAAUUGAUCUGCCCGAAUAUGCCUAACCCAUACUAUCACACCGGAAACCUUGAUUUUAUAUACUAUAUUGCCUUUAUGUCAGGAACUCUUCUAAGAAUAGAGAGGGUGAUUGAUAUUACUCUUGAUAGUCACCGUUACGCAAAGACGAUGAGUAUCUCUAUUUUCAAGUUUGUGCCAGCUGUUAUUUCUUCUACUUCUUCUUCUUCCACUUCUUCAUACUCUCAAUGGAUCCCUAUCAAUGAGUUGGGGGAAUACUCCAUUUUUGUGGGUUGUAAUCAGACAUUUUCCUUGCAUCACACAGUUGCUACUGGAAUUAAACCAAAUUGCAUAUAUUUUGCCGAUCAUUUGAGCAACAUGUUUCCAGGUGAUGUUGAAUGUGAUGUUGGACUUUUUGAUCUUUAUAAUGAUCGCAUUCAGUAUAUCCUUCACCCUUAUUCACAGACUAAUUGGCCUCCAUCAAUAUGGUUUACACCAUCACUUUCAUAA
Dendrobium catenatum is the source of this 1479-nucleotide messenger RNA. Its product is annotated as F-box protein At2g05970-like. The coding region runs from base 1 to 1479 and encodes 492 amino acids. The transcript has 2 exons. Gene Ontology annotation, molecular function: protein binding. The record is from RefSeq and is a predicted model, not a curated record. Lineage: Eukaryota; Viridiplantae; Streptophyta; Magnoliopsida; Asparagales; Orchidaceae.